AUGGGACCUAUUUGUACAAAAGAUAAAACAAACAAGAUUGUUAUUAGAGGAAAUGCCAAACUUGUAAAUACAUCUACACCUGAUGCUCCUCCAAAAAUUAUCAAUACAUAUAAAUAUGUUGGUGAAGAGUUUCAAUAAGAAAUUGAAAAAAAUGAUCCAGCUUAUUCUUAGAAACAAUCAAAAUGGAAUCUCUACUAUCAAAAGAAAUAUGAAUUUAUAAAUGAUGAGAAUUAUAUUUUUUUGUUUAGACGAUCCUCAUCCAUUGAGUAAUUAUAAUAACAGACUAAUGAAGAUGAUUAAUGUAAAGAACCCAAAAUCAAUUCUAAUAAGCACUUUUCUAAAAAAAUAUUAUAAUCCUUAACAUAAUAACUUGGUGGUCCUUUCAAAUUAUCAAACCAAGAUAUUAUUGAUGCUUAUCUUCUUAAAGAAAUCAAUAACGAAGAUUUCAAAAAUAUUCUUAUGGAUGGAGCCAUCUCUAAAUAUAGAUGGAACUUCUGGAUGGCUUAAGUCUAUAGAAACAGAGACUAUGAUCCCCAUCUUUAUACAAAGUUAAAAAACUAAACUCCCACUCAAAAAAUCCUUGAAGAUAUUACCAAAGAUAUUAAUAGAACAUUUCCCUCUCAUGAUCACUUUAAAGAUUACAAUUAAGGUUAAUAAUAAUUAUUCUCUAUUCUCAAAGCCCUUUCCAUGCUUAAUGAGGAUAUUGGUUAUGUUUAAGGAAUGAAUUAUAUCGUUGGAUUCUCAUUAAUUGUUAGUGGAGGCAAAGAAGAGGAAGUCUUUUGGCUUAUUCAUUUUAUUAAUACUAAUCCUCUCUUUUAAUGGUGGGAAAUCUAUAGAGUCAAUUUCAAUUAUGCUAAAGCCAUAUGCUAAGUGUUCUCAAAAAAUUUUAAUGAAUAUCUUCCAGCACUUUAUCAACACUUUUAAGAUGAAGGAAUUAGUGAUUAAUAAUACAUUUGGCAAUGGAUUUUAACUUAGUUUUUAUAUACCUUCCCUAUUGAUAGAGUAAUUUUCUUUUGGGAUUUUAUUUUGGCCACUGAUAUCUUUUCAAUCAUCAAAAUUAGUAUUGCUUUUCUUAAAGAAUUUGGAUAUGAAUUAAUUUAAAAAGAUAUUGGUUAAAUCUCAGAAUUUCUAACUGGUUUCAUUAAAGAUCAAUUAUAAAUUGAUGUUCCCAAAAUCAUUAGUGAUGCAAAAUAAAUAGUUGUAAAUAUGACUGAAGACUAAAAAUAAUUCUUUUAAAAUUAUAAACCUUAAUCAUCUACUUGA
This is a messenger RNA of Paramecium sonneborni, 1263 nucleotides long. The record is from the annotation of a GenBank genome assembly. Lineage: Eukaryota; Ciliophora; Oligohymenophorea; Peniculida; Parameciidae.